Messenger RNA from Capsicum annuum, 3208 nucleotides. Its product is annotated as putative pentatricopeptide repeat-containing protein At3g25060, mitochondrial. The coding region runs from base 228 to 2264 and encodes 678 amino acids. Gene Ontology annotation, molecular function: protein binding; zinc ion binding; RNA binding. The record is from RefSeq and is a predicted model, not a curated record. Gene Ontology annotation, biological process: RNA modification. The transcript has a single exon. Lineage: Eukaryota; Viridiplantae; Streptophyta; Magnoliopsida; Solanales; Solanaceae.
AACUGCAUGCGCAAUUAAAUUAAAACCCAUAAAUUGAGACACUCGGAGUAAUUUAUCUUGUCUUAAAGCUACUAAACUGCAAAUAAUUUGACUCAAAGUCUUCUCCUUUUCUAAUUUUCUCUUGAUUAAAAAUGCGCAUUUAUUUCCCUCCAACUCAAAGGCUAUAUUGGCAGUUAUUGCAACGGCCACUACCAAAGAGGUGAACUUGAAUUCCCCAGUGGGCAUAAAUGCGCUUAAAGAACUUGUCACUACAGGAACUCAAACCUCUCUUAUUGGGAUGUAAACAUAGUGCAUUGAUUUCUCAAAUCCACGCUGUUAUGGUAUCAUCAGGACUAUUUUCGCAUGGAAAUACCAGUGCCCAAUUAAUAUCAUCAUAUGGCAAAGUAGGUGAUCUCGAAUCUGCCCACAAAUUGUUCGAUAAAAUUCCCCUAAGGAGAGUAGAUUCUUGUAAUGCAAUGAUCAUUGCCUAUUCAAAAAAUGAGCUCCCUAUUGAGGUUGUAAAUGUUUAUAAUCAAAUGGUUCUUGAAGGUGUCAAACCUGAUAGCUCAACUUUUACUGUGGCACUUAAGGCGUGUUCGAUAUUGCAGGAUUUGGAAAAGGGUGAUGAGAUUUGGGAAAAGGUGGUUGAGUGUGGGUAUAAAAAUGAUGUCUUUGUUGGGUCCUCUGUUUUGAACCUGUAUGCAAAAUGCGGAAAGAUGGAUAAAGCAGCAUCUGUAUUUGAGAAGAUGCAGAGGAGGGAUAUUGUCUGUUGGACUACGAUGAUAACGGGUUUCAUACAGAGUGGAAAAGAGAUAGAGGCUGUGGAUAUGUAUCGGAGGAUGCAAAAGGAAGGCAUGGUCGGUGAUGGUGUUGUUAUGUUAGGUUUGAUGCAGGCUUCUGCUAAUAUCGCAGACACAAAAUUGGGUUCAUCAGUUCAUGGCCAUAUGAUCCGGAGAGCCCUUCCUAUGGAUGUCAAUAUGCUGACUAGUCUUGUUAAUAUGUAUGCCAAGAAUGGAGAGUUGGAGACAGCUACUCAUGUAUUCCAAAAAAUGCCCUGUAAGAAUACUGUUACUUGGAGUGCUUUGAUUUCUGGCUAUGCUCAAAAUGGCUUUGCUGUUAAUGCUCUUCAGCUGUUAAUACAGAUGCAACUGUUAGGAUUCUCUCCUGAUGGAGCUUCACUUGUAAGUGCACUUCUAGCAUGUUCUGACGUUGGCUCUUUAAGAUUCGGUAGAUCAAUCCAUGGUUAUGUUGCCAGGAAAGUCGUUAUGGACCAAGUUUUAAUUACUGCAUUGAUUGAUAUGUACGCUAAAUGUGGGCUUAUUUAUUGCGCCCGUGCCCUUUACGACCGCAUCAGUUCUAAGGACUUGAUAUGUUGGAAUACUAUUAUAGCAUGCUAUGGGAUCCAUGGGCAUGGAAGAGAGGCGCUUACCCUUUUUCAGCGGAUGAAGGACAAGAUAGAACCAGAUCAUGCGACUUUUGCUGCUCUCCUUUCAGCUUUGAGUCACUCGGGAUUAGUGGAGGAAGGCCGGCGUUGGUUUGACAUCAUGGUUAAUGAAUACAAAAUUAAACCUUCUGAGAAGCAUUAUGCUUGUUCAGUUGAUCUUUUGGCUCGAGCUGGUGAAGUUGAAGAAGCUAAAGAUCUCAUCAUUUCUAUGGAAACUAAACCUGGGCUUGCUGUUUGGGUUGCCCUUCUAUCUGGUUGCCACAAGCAUAAGAAAUUUUCCAUUGGAGAAUUGGCAGCAAACAGGGUACUUGAAUUAAUUCCAGAGAACGCAGGUACUUACAUAUUAGUAGCAAAUUUCUUUGCAGCAGCAAAAAUGUGGGACAAAGCAGCUGCUGUGAGGAAGCUUAUGAAAAAGGCAGGGAUGACAAAAGUUCCUGGCUACAGUGCUGUAGAGGUAAAAGGGAGACUCCAUGCUUUUCUUAUGGAUGAUACAAGUCACCCUCAAUAUGAACAGAUAAUGGGACUUCUAUGCAAUCUGGAGAAAGAGAUGAAAGCUAUGGUCUAUGUCCCAAAGACUGAGUUUGUUCUGCAGAAUCUUGAAGAAGAUGUCAAAGUGAAAAUGUUGUGUAAUCAUAGUGAAAGACUUGCCAUUGCUUUUGGGCUCUUAAACACCACACCAGGAACCAGAUUGCUUAUCACAAAGAACCUGAGGGUCUGUGGUGACUGCCAUGAAGUAACAAAGUUUAUCUCUGUAAUAGUAAAAAGAGAGAUUAUUGUAAGGGAUGUUAAACGAUUUCAUUACUUUAAGGAUGGAACAUGUUCCUGUGGUGACUACUGGUGACACGUCUUUCCAUGUAAAGAUCUAUCAUCCUGUGAGAUACUGAAUAAAAACGAAGGAUAUGAGGAAAAUGUAUUUGUUGCUACCUCGGCUUCAAUAAGAGAUCCUUCACCUAAAAGCUUACACUGGUAUCUUUAGGAUGUAGACUGCUACAUCUGGUGGAUGAGCAGAAGGAUGCUUUUCCUGUUUCCCCGAGUCCUGGAAUUUUUUGGGGCCACAUUGAAUAUUAGGAGUCAUCUGCACUUGUGUCUUAAAAUUUCUCCUGGUGGUGCACUGACACUGGAUGUUCAAGCACCAUUAUUGCUAUAUAGAUGAAUAUACGUGUGCAUCAUACACUUCUCCUCUAGAGAGGCAACCCGAUGAAAAUUUGUAUCAAGCUUCCAAGAAGGUGCUAAAUAGUAUUUUGAAGAAUCAACUGCUCGUUUCUCCUGCAAGUUCCAUCAAAGCGACAAAAUUUAAAUGCAUGGGUCACUAACAAAGAUACUCUUUAAUGUAAAGUUUUUUUUCUCAUGACUGCUAAAUGUAAAGAUUGAUUUGUUCUUUGGAGUUGGCAGAUUGAUUCUCUUCUUGAUUAAGAGCUGUACUGGAGUUUGAAAUUUGACGUCCAGGCUCCAGCAGAAAGAGUGGACUUCCAUUUUUAUGUUUGGUAGCAAUACGUGGAAUGUGGUCAAGCACUUGCGACAAAAUUCGAUGGGCAUACUCCAAAAGGUUUCCUACUUUUCUUCUUUCAUACAUAGUUUUGGCACAAAAUUGGUCAGGCAUUUUAGAUUGUGUCCCAGGUGGUUAUACUUCUACUGUCUCUGUACGAGAUCACUUACGUUGUCAAAAUUUAUUUUCUUUAUGGUGUGUUUGGUGAAGGAAAAUGUAUUCCAAGAAAAUAAGUGGGUUUCUUAAUUUCCUGUGUUCCGUACAUACUUAAGCAAAAAUAUUAUUCUAAAAUUAUUUGU